UGUUGUCUUGACUGGAGAAGAUAGUGAGCAUUUGUGAUACUAGAAGAAUCGAAACCGUGCUUUUAAACACCUCUAAACUAGUGCAACCUUGGCUAAAGGAUAUAUCCGACACCUGCGUGAUGGCGAGGAAGAAGAGCAAACAGCAAGGAGUCGGGAGCAAGGAGCUAGUGCCCGGACAACAGAGCAUACCGAAGAGCCCCGUCUCUCCCGGAGAUACAGCUGGCGGUGGUGGCGGAGAUGCAGGGCUGGAUAGACUGGCGGCCAGGGCGAAUCAGCCAAUGCACACCUGCUGCCUCCUGUGUCACCGUGAGUUUAAGGACUGGGGGGCGAGCUCUGCCAACGGUCUGCCUGGGGGCCACGGGGCGAAGCUAGCUGACGCUGUCCCAGCCCUGUCCCAGGCCCUGCUCAGAGAGGUGCCGGGCCGGAAGCUAUCCGACACCGUGCCUUCGCUGAGCCAGUCUCUACUGGGAGAGGUGCCGCUCUGGAUCUGCCAGAGCUGCCGGAAGAGCGUCGAGGAGGAGGAGAGACGGAGCGCACAGGAAACGCCUGCACCGGUUCCGUUGUCCCACUCGUCGUCGUGUAAGGCUCAGAGUUGUGGUGAAGGUUACCCAGAGCAGAGCUCCGUAGACUGGGACCCAUCUUCCUUCCUCUCAGCCCACAAGCUUUCUGGUCUCUGGAACUCGGCUCACAGCAACGGAGGGAUCCACUGUAACCACAGCACUGCCUCGCACGCACAGCAAGGAACAGGGGGACCAGCGUGUCACGAGAAGCGAGUCUCUCACGAGGCUCCUGGGAAAUCUGCUAAAACGCCUGGGGCCAAGGUGUGCCCCUACAGUCACCCUUCCCAGAAUUCCAGUGGUUCGUCCCCCGGGAACCCGCUCUCUACCUCCGGGGACCUCUGUAAGACCACCCCAAAGCAUUUCAAAACCAUGUGCCGACGACCAACUCCGCCUGGCGAAGCAUUCCACCCCAGCGACCACCACCAACACUCAGACCUGUCUGUCCCCCCCAACAGCCCCACUGGCCUCUCCUCCUCCUCUCAGCAUUCCUCUCCCCUGCCCCUCAAGCAGAGCUCCGGAGGGCAGCAGCACGGCCAUGUCACAUCCUCCUCCUCUCCCGGUCUAGCUGCUCACGCUCCCUUCUCCCCGCUGGUACCAAACCUCCACGUCCCCGCGGCAGGGGCCAAGCUGGGGGCCCUGGGUGGCCCUGACUGCCCAACAGGGGCCCUCCAUAAGCCCUUGGCAUGUAAGAACUCACACAUUCCUCCUGUGAACGGUCAGCACAGCAAACUGGGCCCCUCCCUGAUGGGCUGUAACCACCCAUGCAAUGGCCACAGUGGAGGGGCACUGCCCUCUUCCAACGUGGGACACCUGACCGCUGGGCAACACCUGACCGCUGGGCAACACCUGACCGCUGGGCAACACCUGACCGCUGGAGCAUGCAGGGACCAGGCGUGUAAAGGACAUAAGCUGUCUAACGGGGCGGGGGGGUUGUGUCACCCCCCUUCGGAGCUGGAGGAGGGAGAGGACGAGGACUCUAGUUCGGAGAGGAGCUCCUGUGCUUCCUCCUCAAACAACCAGAAGGAUGGGAAGUACUGUGACUGCUGCUACUGUGAGUUCUUCGGACACAACGCGCCCCCGGCCGCUCCGACCAGCCGUAACUACACAGAGAUCCGUGAGAAGCUCCGGUCCCGUCUGACGCGUCGUAAGGAGGAGUGUCUUCCCCAGAGACGGGACUCUGACCCGUCCGUGUCCACCUCCAUCGACCACCGAGACGUGGACGAGCUGUUGGACUUCAUCAACUCCUCAGAGCACAAACCAGCCAACAGCGCUAAGGCUGCCAAGCGGGCACGUCAUAAACAGAAGAAGAAGGAGAAGCAGAGCCAGGCAGGUAGUGGUGAUUGUGAGGGAGCUGGUAGCGACCCCCCUUCAACCCCUCCAGAGCCCAGUGAGGACCCAGACCACUUCAGCCAGGAGGAGGAGGAGGAGGAGGAGGAGGAGGAUGUGGACGGGGAGGACGGUGAAGGCCCGGAGGCUAGUCGGCUGCUGGAGUGGCCCCAGCUGGAACUAGAGAGGGUCAACUCCUUCCUGACUUCUCGGCUAGAGGAGAUCAAGAACACCAUCAAG
Messenger RNA from Salvelinus namaycush (lake trout), 2126 nucleotides. Its product is annotated as protein FAM193B-like. The annotation marks the transcript as partial. Lineage: Eukaryota; Metazoa; Chordata; Actinopteri; Salmoniformes; Salmonidae. The record is from RefSeq and is a predicted model, not a curated record. Gene Ontology annotation, cellular component: nucleus; cytoplasm. The transcript is spliced from 8 exons.